This is a messenger RNA of Clonostachys solani, 603 nucleotides long. The record is from the annotation of a GenBank genome assembly. NCBI's taxonomy places the organism in Eukaryota, Fungi, Ascomycota, Sordariomycetes, Hypocreales, Bionectriaceae.
AUGGCAUCAUCAACGUCGCAAGAAAACCCCGAUUUAUACAAUGUCAGCAACAUCGACGGUACGAAGCUAGACACGGUCGGUGUAUGCUGGGCUUUUACAGGCCUGGCCGCUAGUUUUCUCAUUACUCGAAUUAUUGCGAGGGUGAGGUGGGACAAAGAGAUGUUUGGCCAUGACUUCUGGUGCAUUGGAGGACUUAUUGCCAUGAACAGCAUUGAUGGGGAAGCUUUUCCAUAUGCUACUGCGCAGCAAUGGAGAGACGCCAAGUUCUGGCAGCUCUUGUCCCUCUGUGUAGGGGCUCUUUCCGCUUCGCUGCCUAAACUCGCCAUCGCAACCUUCCUUGUACGACUUUUGCGUCCUUCGAUCUGGAACCAGUGGUUCAUGUUGUGGAUGGCCAUCUGGUCUCUUCUGUCCCAGUCCACCUUGAGCAUCGCGAUGAUGUUCCAAUGCAUGCCUAUAGAAAGCUUUAUCAUCUAUACUGUCGUCAAAGCUCAGAUCGAGCAGUGGCACGGAGGCCUACGCAUUGGAGUCUUCUACGGCACGCAACAGCAUCCUACCCCCGCUAUCUCCAUCCUUACAGAAGCAAAACAGACAUUCACGCAAUGA